AUGUCAAACUUAGAGCUACCAAGCCGAAGCUUACUUGCUGUCAUAACUGAGGCAAUUGCAUGCGUUUCAUUGAACAUCACAAGCAUCAUUGGAAACAGUCUGGUUUGUAUAGCAGCAUACAGAAACACAAACCUGCGAUCAACCACAAACCUGUAUAUCAUUGCUUUAGCGGUCAGCGAUCUACUGUGUGGAACAGUAAACAUGACGUUAGCUUCUGCAACGCUGAUCAUCGGAAGAUGGGACUUUGGCGACGCUUUAUGCCAAUUUCAAGGCUUUUUUGAUAUGUUCACCUCUCAGGUGACCCCAGCAACUCUUGGUCUGACAGCAAUUAACCGCUACGUGAAAAUUGUAAAGACAAGCCAUUACAAGAGGAUUUUUUCGCCCCGCAGAUCUAAGAUAUGGCUGAGUUGCUUGUGGCUUUCUCUUGCACUUUACCUGUUGAUUGCCCGUGCCACAAAUUGGGUUAAAAUCGAUUUUAUUCAAAGCUAUGCAGUGUGCUCCUUUAAUUACCCAACUAAUGAAAGUCAAAUCGUUCAUUAUUCCAUCACUGUCGGAUUACUUUUUGUUUUACCGUUGUGUGUCGGCAUUUUCACUUAUCAUAAGAUAUUUCUGAAAACCCAUGAGCAUCAACAGAAUGUAGUGCCAUCGCUACGGAACUGUACUGACAAUGCUGCAGUAAGCAACACAGUGAAAGAAAUAAAGCUUACUCGAAUGUUGAUCCUUGUGGCAGCGGGAUUUUUGUGUUGCUGGAUACCAAUGUGGGCACUUGUCCUCUGGUUUCGCUUUUCCCCUGAAACCAGCUCAAGAAUUACAGCAUUGCUUGCCGUUUUUUUCUUUUAUAUGAGUGCUGUAAUAAAUCCCAUCAUUUACGCCUUUACAAAUGGCGAGUUCCGCAGGGAGUUUCGCAAACUGCUCUGUUGCCGCCGUGAAAGGUCAAGAAUUGUGCCAAAGAAAGCUGCUGCGUUUACCAGCAACGAGCUCGUCGAACGAGAGGAACAAGGAGCAAACUUUUAAGUCUAGUGAAUUUGUGUUAGUAAAACAUCCUCUUUUAAAAACAGGACGGAAAAGUUAUUCCAUUCUUUUUUAUCUUUUUUAUCUUUUUUAUUACGGUUGCUUUUUGUCAUUGCUGUUUCUUGCUGUUGGUCGGUUUUGUUUUGUUUUCUACUAUGCUUUAGGGAAACCAGUUGGAUAAUUUAUAGACGCCUUAAAAAAGAGAAAGUGGUAAGGGAGAGAGAGACGGGGAGAGAGAGAGUAAUAUCGCAGAAGGCGCCUUUUUGAAAUUUCAAACAAACCUGAAUAAAAAAAUCAAAUUACUGGCCUCGACUUGAGUAGUUUCUUUUGAGGUGCUAAUUUAGUUAUUGUUUGCCAAAGAAAGCUUCUUAGAUGUGGAAAGCGGUGUUGCUCGCAUCAAUCAGACCCCGCUGUCUAAUAUUAUAAACUAUUUAUGGUGACUUCUCCUUGCCUAGUGCUGAACACGAGAAGACGACAUCAGUUCACUUCUAAAUUGUGGAAGGGUUGUGAGUAAGAACUGGAUAGGUUUUUCUAUGCGUGUGAUGAAAAUACAAUGAAUUGCAAUUUGAAUUUGGCAAGCACGAUGAUAAAAUCGUUCAGUAUAACCUUUUGCUUCUUCAGAAUUUUUCUAUCUAUAACGUCAAAGCUUUUUCAGAUCCAAGGGCUUGAUGGUUAAAUGGAAAAUAAAUUAAUUUUAUUCGACUUUCCGUUUGUUAACAGCCAGCUUCUAAAGCAGAAUAACUUUCCCCUGAGUUUCUCUUUCUGAUGCCUGUGAUGUAAUCAGUAACUUAUUUUCUAUCCUCGAACAUAAGAUUUUUUUCUAAAUUCAUAACAAAUUAGCACAAAACGCUUUUAGUUGAUUAGAGGUGACGCUCAGUCGUUUAUGAAAAACUACAAGAGGACCAGAAAAGCCCUUGUUCACAAGAAAAAAAUUGAAAGUUCCGGUUCAAAGAGUGCAAUCACCUUUAGAGACAUUCCCCAAACUAUUUCUAUGAAUAAUUUUCCAUAUAGGCGCUUUCAUUUGCAAUCAUGAUUACAACAUAAUUAACAGCCGCCUACUAAGAACGUUGUAGGAUAUUUCGGAAUCAGUUUCCCAACAUAGCUUAUUAUUCGAAAGUCAUAUUUAAGCGGGUUUUUUUGUCGAUUUCACGAAGAUGAUUGUAAUGAAAAUCAUAUUGGCGCAAAGUUAAGCUCUUGGGUUUUAUUUAGGUGUAAUUUUUAUUUAGUUUGGCUGUGGUGAUUAAAAAAGAAGAGUCACAUAUCUUUACAACUUUUUAUGGAAAUUUGAUCCAGCUUUUGCUAUAAAUUUCUCAGAGGUUCUUGCUCCGUUUGCGUUGAAAGUGUCAAAUGAUAUUGACGAAUGUAUUGGCUAAAAAAUCAUGUAAAUGGUGCCUAGUUUGAAUAGAUUGAUAUAAAGUUAAAGGUGGUUAAAAAGGAGGCUUUGGUUCCCUAAUCCCCCCCUUGUCGUAUCAAACGAAAAGAGUACUACCCUGAGAUCUGAGAGUAUUCGUGGGGCACUCCCCGGAGGUUGGCUACACCAGCUCGUGUUUGAUCCCUGACGAACCUCCUCGACCUACUGGGGGUAUCAUCGAGUAACCAGCUCGAAUUAUUUUUGCCAGGAUAUUUACACAUAUACAACGGUAUAAUAAUUAAAGUUUUAGAAUUAUAUUUACACUUCUAUCUACAGCAGUAUUUACAAUAAAUAAAAGUUUUAAUUGAGCAGUUUAUAUGUACAGUUCUAUCUGACUGAGGGUUGUAGAGGUCAGGAUUUAUUUGGAGACCCGCCUCCUUCGGAAAAAGUUUUUAACUUUUUAAUAGCACCUGACCUCUCCUUUCUGGGCCAAGAUGUGUUUUAACACGUUAUCUUCCCGUAACAAAGCAAUACUUUCUUGCCUCAGCGAUCGCCCACGGCCUGCGUGACGAUCCUGUAAAGCGCCUAGACUGGAGUCAUUUUCAAAGGGCAAGUCAUCUUGUCUGGAAAAUUGGGAGGCCCUGGCACUGUUCGUCCGGAGGCGGACGAAGUCACUGAUCUCUUUAUCAUGCUGAAGUCUGCCACGUGGCGCCUAACGUGGAGAUCUGUCCUGCAGACGUUUCUGACCUCAUGGCGCGUCAUGAUCAGGAGCUGUUUUAACACAUAAUCUUCCCGAAACAAAUAGCAAUACUUAAUAACCCCCCUAUCAAGAAGCGCCCCUGCUGCCUAAAAAAUCUCCGUCAAGCGCUUCUUGAUGGUCCCAGACCUGAAACAUUGUUCAUCGUCUUUAACGAAUGAUUGGUCCUCUUCUUCCUGGGCAAAGUGAGGCCUGAUGUUACUGGUGUAAAUUGACAUCCACCUGUGCAGCGUCUUAUCUGCCGGCUCGUUGUCAUGUGAUGGUCGACAAGCAACGUCCACGUCUUUGUGGCCCUACAGAAAACUGCCUGGUCGAAACGUUGCUCAAGUGCGUUCUCCAGUGGCUCAGGUCGAGAUGCAGAUGUCCCUUCUGUAGAUGGUGUCCAUGUCCACUGCUAGGACAAACUAAAAUGUUCUGUAUAUUUCAAUUUCAUAGACAGCGUUGACAAAUUGGCAAAAGCAAUUUAAUUACCCAAAUUUAAAUUAUUUCCUUAACGUUUAAAUAACCAUUGGACUUAAGAAGAUAAAAAUCCAUUGCAUUCUGUUAGUGUGAGAGAGAUUCGAUGGAAGUGCAUUUUUCGAGCUAAUUUUAGCCUUAUACCCCGUGAUUUGAUGUGGGGGCCCUAAUACUCCAAGGAUUAGACGGGAACCCGAACUACUUUGGAUUCUUGAAUAACUCGUUGACCCUCACAAACUAUGAAAGUUUGAAAGAAAUCGGUGUGAUGGCAUGUGUCACGCCUGCCCGGCCCUCACGUGAACAGACUCUUAAUCCAUUAACUCACUUAUAUGUUUACUUAUUAGUUUUUUUCUAGAGCUACCAAUGCGAAGCUUUGCUGCUAUCAUAACUGAAGCGAGUGUAUGUGUUGCUUUGAGCGUCACAAGCAUCAUUGGAAACCGUCUGGUUUGUAUAGUAGCAUACAGAAACACAAAACUGCAAUCAACUACCAACCUCUAUGUCAUUGCUUCAGCAGUCAGCGAUCUGCUAUGUGAAACAGCGGUAAUGCCUUUAGCCUCUGUAACUGAUUAUUGGAAGGUGGAAUUUAAUCGAUUCCGUAGACCAAAGUCAAGGUUUUGUUGGUAUAUUCAGCACUGACGUGACCCUGGCAACUCAUGGUUUGAUCGCGUUCAACCGAUAACCGUUAAAGUAAGCAGAACCGUAGGAUUAAUCGAAAAAUUACGACACUUUCUGUCAACGCAUACCCUCUUAAAUAUAUACCAAGCUCUUUAGCUCCUCUAUACUCUCCCACCGACGCAGCACCACAGUUUCUUUAGAAACUUACCCCUUUAUUCUUUAGCUCCUUACCUAACAUACGGUCUGACAGUAUGGGAUCAGGCUUGUAAAUCUUACCUUGACAAACUCCUAAAGUUGCAGAAACGAGCUCUUCGCUAUUUCAGAUCUAUAUCAAGAUACAUCUAAUGUUCAUUCUUACAAUACACGUUCUUCUGCCUCUAAUAACUUCUAUACCAAACCUUCUAGGCUAUCCGUUCAAGCGAAUUCCUUCUCUCGAAUAGGAGUAAAAGUGUGGAAUGUAAUACCUCAAGCAUUAAGAAAUCUUUCCGAAAAUGCGUUUAAAAGAAAACUCAAACAAAUUUUAUUCAACAUAUUAGGUUCCCAAGACUCUUAAAAAGAUUUAUCUGAGAUUAUACAAAAUGUAAAAUCCUGGUAAUACUUCUCCUGAUCUGUCCUGACUAUUUUUAUAAACAGUAGCUGUACCUUUAAUAUUUUAAAUUGGGUCAAUGUAACGGUUUUUUCUUGUUGUUACUUAAUGCUGUCUCUUUGCCUUCUACUUUUUAGUUCUGUUUUUAACAUAUCUUUGUAGUUCGGUUAUUAAGGCAUGGCCUGCCUAGAUUAGCCUUUGCUAGUUGCGGGCAUGCCCUUUUCCGUAAAAUUUAAUCGGAAAUUAAUAAAGUGUGUGUGUAUAUGUAAAAAUUGUGAAGACGAACCACUACAAGUAGAUUUUUUCGCCCCGCAGAUCUAAGAUAUGGUUGAGUUGCUUGUGGCUUUCCCAAGCACUUUACCCGUUCAUUGCCCGAGUUACAAAUUCGGCAAAAAUUUAUUCGAAGUUAUGCAAUGUGCUCCUUUACUUACCCAAGUAGGGAGAGUCAAAUCUUUCAUUAUUGUAUCGCUGUCGGAUUGCUUCUUGAUUUACCAUUAAGUAUCGGUAUUUUCAGUUAUUACAAGAUAUUUCUCAAAACCAAUGAGCAUCAACAUAAUGUAGUCUCGUGGCCACAGAACAGGACUGAAAGAAAUAAACAUUAAUUGGGUACUGUUAUACGUGGCCGCAGGCUUUUUGUGUUGGUGGAUACCAAUGUGGGCACACACUCUCUGGUUUCGAUUUUCCUUUGAAACCUGCGCAAGAAUUGCAGUUUUGCUAGCAACUUUCCUCUACUAUUUUAGUGCAUUUCGAAAGCAAUUUCAGAACCUGCUCGUUGUCACCGUGAAAAGGCAAGAGAUCUGCGAAAUGUAG
Molecule: messenger RNA, 5586 nt
Organism: Pocillopora meandrina
Lineage: Eukaryota; Metazoa; Cnidaria; Anthozoa; Scleractinia; Pocilloporidae
Source: the annotation of a GenBank genome assembly